Drosophila suzukii is the source of this 502-nucleotide messenger RNA. It is a transcript of the gene Vha16-2, whose product is annotated as Vacuolar H[+] ATPase 16kD subunit 2. Lineage: Eukaryota; Metazoa; Arthropoda; Insecta; Diptera; Drosophilidae. Gene Ontology annotation, biological process: proton transmembrane transport. The record is from RefSeq and is a predicted model, not a curated record. Gene Ontology annotation, cellular component: proton-transporting V-type ATPase, V0 domain; membrane. Gene Ontology annotation, molecular function: proton-transporting ATPase activity, rotational mechanism.
AGAUCUUCGAUUCGAAUAAGGCAAGAUGGUUACGGCUGCAUCAGAGGAAGAAGCACCCUACGCAAUAUUCUUAGGAUGUUUGGGGGCUGCAAUCGCGAUUAUUUUCACAACUCUUGGAGCUUCUUACGGAACAGCAGUCUCCGGGAUUGGAAUUGCCAGUAUGGCAGUGAAUCGACCCGAAAUGAUCAUGAAGUCCAUUAUACCGGUCGUUAUGGCCGGGAUCAUUGCGAUCUACGGCUUAGUGGUUGCGGUCCUCAUAGCAGGAUCCAUCGGCGAUGAGUACACGGUACAAGCGAGCUAUGCGCAUCUGGGAGCGGGUUUGUCCGUAGGAUUGCCUGGACUUACAGCCGGAAUAGCCAUCGGAAUCGCAGGGGACGCCGGAGUCCGGGGAACCGCCGAACAGCCGCGCCUCUUUGUGGGCAUGAUCCUGAUCCUGAUCUUCGCCGAGGUGCUGGCCCUAUACGGCCUCAUCGUGGCCAUAUAUUUGUACACCAAACUUUAA